Messenger RNA from Menidia menidia (Atlantic silverside), 2040 nucleotides. Lineage: Eukaryota; Metazoa; Chordata; Actinopteri; Atheriniformes; Atherinopsidae. The record is from the annotation of a GenBank genome assembly.
AUGGCAGACUACCGGGACGAUACAGGAGCUCGAGCUCUGCUUGCUUUACAGUCGGCGCCGUGCAGCCCCGUGCGCGUUGCAGUGACCUCCCAUGCCUACCACCAGCCCUCGCUUACCCUCUUGGGUCCCCCGGUGAUGGAAGCCCGCACUGAUGCCGGCAUUUUUCCAUCGCGGCUAACCUCUACUCCCCCGCAGGCCGUGGCCAGGCUCGAGGGCCGGGACUUUGAGUUUGUCAUGCGCCAGAGGACGGUCACCAUAGGCCGGAACUCGUCUCACGGCUCUGUGGAUAUCAACAUGGGUCACUCGAGCUUCAUUUCACGAAGACACCUGCAAAUCACCUACGAUGACAAAGGCGGUUUCUCCCUGCGGUGCCUGGGGAAGAACGGCGUGUUCGUUGACGGGGUGUUCCAGCGGAGAGGAGCGCCACCGCUGCUGUUGCCCAGAGAGUGUGUGUUUCGUUUUCCCAGCACUGCAAUCAAGAUCCACUUUAUGUCGCUUCUGGAUGCUGAGGAGUACAGGGAGAAAGAGCAGCCCUCUCCCCCCCCUCGCCCGCUUUUCCCCCACAUUUCACCUCUUAAAAUCAGCAUUCCCACUGCACAGCAACACGAAGAACACAUCCGGGCGUUUGGAUCUCCCCUUCCUUCACCCACGGGCACCAUCAGUGUUCCUAGCUCCUGUCCAGCCAGUCCGCGUGGGGCAGGGUCCUCAGGGUAUCGCUAUGGACGCAAUGUGACCUCUGACCUCCAGUUAGCAGCUGAAUAUGCUGCACAGGCUGUUUCUGAACAGAGGAGAAAUCUCGCCGAGCAGAGAGGGGGAGGAAAUGACCAGCGAGGGGAGCCAAUGGGAGGAGACAGCCCCAAGGACGAGUCCAAGCCACCUUAUUCCUAUGCACAGCUGAUUGUCCAAGCUAUCUCUUCAGCCCCGGACAAACAGCUGACCCUCAGUGGCAUUUAUGCCCACAUCACCAAACACUACCCCUACUACCGCACUGCAGACAAAGGCUGGCAGAACUCAAUCAGACACAAUCUGUCACUCAACCGCUACUUUCUGAAAGUUGCCCGCUCUCAGGAUGAGCCGGGGAAAGGAAGUUUUUGGCGCCUCGAUUCUGCCUCUGAAAACAAGCUGGUGGAGCAGGCUUUCAGGAAAAGACGGCAAAGAGGAGUGGCUUGCUUUAGGACUCCGUUUGGGCCGCUGUCUUCGAGGAGUGCUCCUGCUUCCCCGACCCACCAGGGACUUCUCUCUCCUCCAUCCAGCGGGCUGCAGACUCCUGAAUGUCUCAGCAGGGAGGGCUCCCCUAUCCCCCAUGACCACCACGAACAGCUGGCAAGCAAACUAGCAUCUGUGCCCGAGUACAGAUAUUCCCAGAGCGCCCCAGGCUCUCCAGUCAGCGCUCAGCCUGUCAUCAUGGCCGCCCCUCCUCACCCAACAGUCCUGAACUCAGGCCUGGGGAAAGCCCUUGCUUUAGUUCCAGGUGGCGGCGGCCAAGUCCAGCCCAUCCAUGUGCUCCAGGGCACCCCUCAGCCCUCUGUUACCAUGGUGCGUGUGGUCACCAGCGCCCCUCCAUCCUCUAACCCUCCAAAUGGGUACAGUGCCCCCCCUGUUGGAGGAUUAGAGGGCAACAGUGACAUCAGAGAUGCCCAGCUUGGCAGAGAGCGUGUGAUCCAGACUGUGGACAGUGCAGUGCAGGGCAGUGAAGGACGCCACCUGACCCCUGGAUUACACCAACUUCCUGUUCGCCCCAUUACGCAGAAUGGCAAACAUACAAGUGCUGCUGUUUCCACAGCAACAAGCCCUGCUAAUGCUUCUGGUCUGAACAGUCCUUUGCAGAUCCUGGCUGCUCAGGCCUCCAGCUCCCCUCCGGUGUUGGUGAGCAGACAGCCCAGCGCUGACCCUUCAGCUGAGCAGUCGGCUGAGCCCCAGGCCAAGCGGCCCAAGAUGGAGGACGAGGGAGGGACUGAAUCUGCCCCGCAUCAAGUCACACCUGCUCAGCAGCCUGUCAUUGUUGCCAUGACAUCACAAACCCAUGACCUUAGGCAAUAA